Messenger RNA from Penicillium daleae, 366 nucleotides. RefSeq lists its product as uncharacterized. The record is from RefSeq and is a predicted model, not a curated record. The coding region runs from base 1 to 366 and encodes 121 amino acids. The transcript has a single exon. NCBI's taxonomy places the organism in Eukaryota, Fungi, Ascomycota, Eurotiomycetes, Eurotiales, Aspergillaceae.
AUGUCGAGAUAUCAAACAAUCACAUCCGGUCUACGCCAGACGCCUUCCGCAUCUCAUUAUGCACGAACCCUACUAUCGAGCUCUGCUAUAACCUCACGACAACUAGGACGAGCACUCUACUCCACCCAGGGAUAUGGAGACGGAAAGGGUGGCCCAGCCGGUGAAGAUCCAGUAAACCAAGGCGUGAGCCAUCGCACUCGCGAGUUGGAGCAUCCGGGACCUGAACAAUCCAAGAAGAAGUCAUCGACGGGCAGCAACCAGCGAGGAAGGCCCUCCGACACUUCGAAGAAGGGCUCGCAAAAUAUUCCACCUCGGUCCGCGAAGGAAGAACUUGAGAAUGAGAUGACCAGAGGAAGGGGGCAAUGA